ACAAAACGAAUCACUUGUCCAUUUGCUAUAAAUCGUGUGGCAACAAAAGAAGGUUGAAGUAAAAUGGCAAAAGUUGAAGCAAUAUCCUCAUGUAUUAUUAGGAUGGCAGGAAAUAAUGCAAAUCCCAUUUCAAGAUUGGAUCUAACUCCAUGCGAUUUGCAACUGCUCCCACUCGAUCCCAUUCAAAAAGGGAUUCUCUUUCACAACCCUCUUUCUAAACUCAACUUAAUCGAUCACCUCAAAACCUCACUCUCCCGCACACUAGACUUCUUCCCUCCGCUCGCCGGCCGCCUCGCCACCACCGCCCACGCCCACGCCACUUUCAGUUUGUUCCUCGACUGCAACAACGCCGGAGUCGAGUUCGUUCAUGCAGUUGCCGCCGCAACGUCGGUGGCCGACAUCUUGGAACCAAAAUGGAUACCUGAAAUAGUAGCUUCCUUCUUCCCACACAACGGCCUUUCCAAUUGGGAUGUCGUUUCCAAGCCUGUGCUAGUGGCACAAGUGACGGAGCUCGUCGACGGCGUUUUCAUAGGCUGCACCGCCAAUCACGCCGUCAUCGACGGCGUCUCUUUCUGGCAUUUCUUCAACUCUUGGUCGGAGAUCUCCCGCGGUUCCGACACCAUUUCAAAGACCCCUGUUUUCAAGCCCUGGUUCCCCAGCAACGUUCCCGACGACAAGCGGCCCCUCCGUCUUCCAUGGCUGGAGCAGGAUCCGCCCCUCAGCUCCGUUCCACCUCCGCGGCUCGAGAGGGUCUUCCAUUUCAGCAAACAAACCCUAUCCAAACUCAAAGCCAGGGCCAACUCCGAAGCUGCCACCGACAAAAUCUCCUCUCUGCAAGCGCUCUCGGCUCAUCUGUGGCGGAGCAUUUCGCGCUGCCGGUAUUCGGGAAUGAGCCUCGACGACGGCCGGGAAGCUCCGUUCGGGAUUAUUGUUGGUUUGAGGACACGCAUACCGUUACCGGAGGGGUAUUUCGGGAACGCGCUUGUUAGUGCUAAAAUGACGAUGAGCGCCGCCGAGCUGGUGCAGAAGGGAGUGGGGCACGCGGCGGUGAGGAUCAAUGAGUUGGUGGCGCAGCACACUAAGGAAAAGGUGAUCAAAGUGAUUGAAGAUUGGGUGGUUAGUCCGACGUUGCUCCGGAGAGGGAAUUACGCUUUCGUAAUGGCAAGUUCGCCGCGGCACAAUGUGUACGGCAAUGAUUUUGGGUGGGGAAAACCGAUUGCUGUGAGGAGUGGGCCGGCAACGAAAAUUGAUGGGAAAAUGACUCUGUUUCCUGCUGCGGAAGCCGGCGGCAUCGACGUUGAAGUUUGCUUGGCGCCGGAGACGCUGCGGGCGAUUGAAGAUGACGCACAAUUUAUGGAAGUUUUCACUGUUUGAGAGCACAUGCUGUAAUAAUUUGAGUUUGUAGCAUUAAUAAAUUUGUAAAGGUUUCUAAUCAUGUCCGUUAUAUACUUUGUACCAAAAUUGUCCUUCUAUUCAACCAGAUGGGAUCCUUUGUCCCAGAAUAUUGUGUGUACCACCUGUACCACUCUUCAUUUCUUUGUUUUAUAAAUUGUUUUUUAUAAAAAUAAAAAUUAUUAU
Molecule: messenger RNA, 1578 nt
Organism: Salvia miltiorrhiza (redroot sage)
Lineage: Eukaryota; Viridiplantae; Streptophyta; Magnoliopsida; Lamiales; Lamiaceae
Exons: 2
Coding region: 64-1374 (436 amino acids)
Source: RefSeq, a predicted model, not a curated record